UAUUUAUAGCACAACAGCCUUCUUGUUGCAUCAUUUCUCCAUCUCCACUUCUCUUUUGCUUGUUCUAAGGUCCUAUUUCGCAUGGAGGAUCAGUUUUCCAAGAUUGGGAGCUACCUGCAGAAGGAAUUGCCAUCUUAUCUUCAGGGAAUUUCAACGGAAACACAGUUGUUUUUCAGUCCAAUUAUGUGUGAUGCGCUUGCAGUGAUAGCUUGUCGUGAAGGUGMUGAUGAUGGAGCAGGAGGAACUUCUUCUUCGUCAUCAAAUCAGAUCUUCUCAAGCCCCGAGUCUAGUUCCUCGGUGGAUGAGACUACAGCUACCACUUUGGACGGUAAUGUUGCAGAAUUCGCCACACAUCAAUCCUCUCUAUUUUCUUGUGUUAGUUCUGCAGCAAAUUGUGUGAGCCCAAAUGGAUUUCCUGAGGUCRAUGCAAGAUUCACACCUCUAAAUUUUAUAGAAUCAAUCCCUCAGUUAAGCCAAACCCAAGCCUCUCCAGUACCUUCACCUUCAUCUUCAUCCCCCCCAGCUUCCAACCUCCUCAACUUAAAUCUGUUUUUGCAGGAACCUACUAUACAGACCACACAGACCAACCAGACACUUGACAAGGACCAGAGAUGUGACCCCAUGUUGUCAUCCCUGAAUCAAUUCUUCCCAGCUUUUCAACAUCACCAAAUUCAGAUUCAACCAGAACAUGAUUGUCUCAGGAUCAAUCAUAAGCUCGAAAAUAUUGCUUCAAAGAGCGGUGGUGACUGUUGGCUUGGUGCAACCAAGACACAAUCGAUGAAGCAAACUGGAAGAAGAGUGCAAGAUCAUCAUCGUCAGAAGGCUUUGCCAUCUUCCCCAGGGAAGCUGUACAGAGGGGUGAGGCAAAGGCAUUGGGGGAAGUGGGUUGCAGAGAUCAGGUUACCAAGGAACAGAACAAGGGUGUGGUUGGGAACCUUCGACACAGCCGAAGAAGCUGCUUUUGCAUAUGAUACAGCUGCUUACAAGCUAAGAGGGGAAUAUGCUUAUUUGAAUUUCCCGGAUCUCAAACACCAGCUCAAGAUAAGUUCUUUGAGUGGAAGCACUGCUGCUCUUCUGGAAGCAAAGCUACAAGCUUUCUGUGACGGCUUUCAACCUUCAAUGAAACCAACCGACACACCAUCACCACCAUCAUCAACUACACUCAUAUCUGAGAAUACCAGUACCCUUUGUAGUUUGGAGCAAAAGCCAUCAAGAAAAGAUGGUAAUUCAUUUGAUUUGCAGAAAAGAGGCGUUUCUGAAGUUGUUGAGAGUAAGAAAGCUCAGGGCUUACCAUCUGAUGUGGAUGCUGUUCCAUUAAGUAGAAUGCCCUCCUUGGACAUGGACAUGAUCUGGGAUGCCCUUCCAGUUUCUGAUUUAUGAGAAACAACCCCUCCAUUCUCAAAACUCAAGAGUACCCGAGGAACGAAUGUUGAUUGUGUUGAUAAUUGUACACCCAACAAAGAUGAAGAAGUGAGGUAGAUCUUUAAGUGGUUGUGUUUAUAUUUUUCUUCUAGGUCAAUCCCUACUGACAUUUAGUUUUCCAUCCUUCAUUAUUAUUGGCUGGCCUGAAUCCAGAUUGAGGAUCUCUGUAAUUCUCAUCCACUAUGACCUUUGUAUUGAUGGUGGCUUUGUUUGAA
Messenger RNA from Nelumbo nucifera (sacred lotus), 1637 nucleotides. RefSeq names its product ethylene-responsive transcription factor ERF062-like. The record is from RefSeq and is a predicted model, not a curated record. Gene Ontology annotation, molecular function: DNA binding; DNA-binding transcription factor activity. Gene Ontology annotation, biological process: regulation of DNA-templated transcription. Lineage: Eukaryota; Viridiplantae; Streptophyta; Magnoliopsida; Proteales; Nelumbonaceae.